Messenger RNA from Phragmites australis (common reed), 850 nucleotides. RefSeq lists its product as uncharacterized. Bases 235 to 627 code for a protein of 130 amino acids. NCBI's taxonomy places the organism in Eukaryota, Viridiplantae, Streptophyta, Magnoliopsida, Poales, Poaceae. The record is from RefSeq and is a predicted model, not a curated record. The transcript is spliced from 3 exons.
CACAGAUUCCAAAUUCCAGCCCUUUCCUUGCUUUGUUUUGUUCCCCUCCCUCACCGCAUCUCCCCCUGCAGCCGCAGCAGCAGCCGCAGCCGCAGCCGCCUUCCUGCCCCCGGAUUCCAAGGCCCGAGGCCGCGUAACCGCGCCUCCUCCCCUCUGCCGCCCGAAUCCUUCAAGAAGAGGACCUCGGGCUCUCGCGCCCAUCCGCGCCCGGAGUUCGAUGUCCGUUUGCGUCCGAUGGAUCCGCACCGCCUGACCGGCCCCGCCGCAUCCGGCGCCGACGAUGCCGACGACUGGGAUAAUGAUGGCUUUGUGAUCCCAAGCUUGAGUGUUGAAGAAUCUGAUCUUGGUGACUGGGAAGUUUCACGGGCUUCUGAUCCUCAACCACCUCCAAAGCCCGCCAAGGAUACAGAGAACAUCUAUCUCGGACCACACGGUGCGCCACCAUCUCGAGCAAAGAAGCCAGAGGAUACUUCAGCUACAACUGGGUACCGUGAUAAGAACAAAGUGAAGGAAGCUGAACAGAAGGUGUUUGGAACUGGCCGGAACAACAAAGGAGGCAACACCGGGGACUUCCAUCGCUACAAUGCUGGCCACCAUGUCAAGGACCCCUACAAAAGAUCCACUUGACCUUCUCUCCAUCGUGGCUUGUUCCCAGUGACACCUAUCUGCUGUCAUCAGCUUGACUAAGUGCGAGUUUGGUGAUUUUAUCAGUGUUAGAAUUCUUGGUGAUCAUCGGUCGGUCCAAUUAUCUUCCAGUUGCAAGUAUUCCUGAUCUAUGGAUAUGUACUAUUGGCAUGCUACUCUGGAACGAUGCAUUUGCUUUGAAUGGAAAAUCUGUGUUCCUAAAUCA